Messenger RNA from Seminavis robusta, 966 nucleotides. NCBI's taxonomy places the organism in Eukaryota, Bacillariophyta, Bacillariophyceae, Naviculales, Naviculaceae. The record is from the annotation of a GenBank genome assembly.
AUGGUGUCCUUUCGCGCACCAGCUCCUCCUUCGUCCUCCUCUGAUACCCAUGCCGCUAACAAAAAUGCCCCGUCACAAGUUUCGUACCAGCGUGAGCCAAUGUCACCAAGUGUGGGAGCGCGCCCCACUUGCCCCCAUGAUACCAGUCCAUCCCGACCCACUGAGAAACCCAAAAAUACACCUCCAAAGCAAGGGUCUUACAGUGAGGCCAUUAGCUAUCCAGUGGAGUAUAUGCGGCGGCCACCAAAGGCAAAUGCCAAGGUCAGAUUUUUCGGCUCAGUUUCAGUGAAGGAGAUCCCCUCCUAUCGUUCCUACGACGACGAAAGCCGCAAGAAGAUGUGGAGCUCCCACAAGGAGAUAGAGCUCAACGCUGCCCGGAACAAGAGGGAAUUUGCAGCAGACAAAAGAGACUGGAAAAAGUGCAGGGAAGAAGACGAGAUGCUGAUCCUUGAAGGCAAGCUAGUUCACCCAGAGACCUACGUUUGGCUACAGCGACAUCAGCAAAAGCAAGUAGUACGAAGACUUCGAGCGGCCAAGAAGAGAGAAGACCUAGCAAGGGCCGGAACGAUUGACUCCGAAGCAGGGGUGGUCAGUCGCGUGACGGGCAGGAUCCUAAUGAAGCGUCCUUUCAAGGCUGCACUGGCAAGGAAACAACGACCUGCAACGGCGACUAUCGUGCCCUCUGAAGCUCGCUCUGAACAUCCGCUACAAGAUAGCAGCAACCUAGCUGUUACAGGUGCCAAGAAAGAGAGACAGCGCAGGGCUGUGCUGACACCAUCAGCACCCCCAAGCAACAAAGGAUCUGACCAAGGAAGCCGAUCAAAGAACGUGCCAGUGGCCAAAACUAGGAGGAACACCAAGUUUGUCGUCCGCCGUCGGGCAACCCUAUUCAGGCUCCCAACCAGGACAGCCAGAAAGGAAUUGGCAGCGAGGUCUGGUCAUGGCAUCGUAUGCCAAGCAAGUUAA